Caenorhabditis remanei is the source of this 2064-nucleotide messenger RNA. RefSeq lists its product as uncharacterized. Gene Ontology annotation, biological process: regulation of transcription by RNA polymerase II. Gene Ontology annotation, molecular function: DNA-binding transcription factor activity, RNA polymerase II-specific; RNA polymerase II cis-regulatory region sequence-specific DNA binding. Gene Ontology annotation, cellular component: nucleus. Bases 1 to 2064 code for a protein of 687 amino acids. The transcript is spliced from 25 exons. The record is from RefSeq and is a predicted model, not a curated record. NCBI's taxonomy places the organism in Eukaryota, Metazoa, Nematoda, Chromadorea, Rhabditida, Rhabditidae.
AUGGAGUAUCCGGAUUCAUACCAAGAAUUCGAAAUGGUCAAAACGGAAGUAGAAGAUGGAACCGAUGAGCUCGAAAAGCUGUUUCAAACCACCAAUUAUCCGGACGUCUUCGAGCGUGAGCGGAUCGCUUCGAUAAUUGGAAAAGAGCCAUGGGAGGUGCAAGUUUGGUUUUCACGCCGUCGGCGAGCAGAGAUGAGAAAAGUUGAUGCAUCGACUGUCCCAGAAGUCAGAUUCUCAUGUUCAAAUGGUGCAUCUGGUACCCAACAUGGUGCAUCGACUGUCCCAGAAGUCAGCUUCUCGACCCCAAAAAGUGGAUCUGGUUCCCGACCUUGUGUAAUUAUUCUUCCAGAAAACAAACAACAUACACCAUUCGAUCCAAAAAACCCUUUUGGUCCAUCGCCAUUUCCAGAAUGCAGGCUCUCACGCUCAAAUUGUGCAUCUGAUACCCAACAUGGUGCGUCGACUGUCCCAGAAGUCAGGCUCUCCCGCUCAAAUUGUGCAUCUGGUGCCCAACAUGGUGCAUCGACUGUCCCAGAACUCAGGUUGACUACAACCAACGAUGCAUCUGGUGCUGAACAUGGAGCAUGGCGCCCUCUAAAACUCGGAUCAUUAUUCCGAUCUAGUCCCUCCCCAGAUUCAUCGGACCCGGAACAUGAUGCAUCGACCCGUUCCGUUGAGGGCUCAUUCACUCCAAACGAUGAAUCGAGCCCUUUACCUGCUGUAUCGACAUCCCCAAUCAAAUACGGAUUCAAUCCAUACAGUCAAUUUUCUUCAUUUGGUGCCUUAGAUGUCAGCGACUAUCUUUCGAACGAUCUAAUGAACCGUCUAAAUAAAACAUCGGCUGACCUAAAAUACAUGCUCUCGGCUCUAGACAGUGCAUCUGGUGCUAAACAUGGUGCAUCGACUGGCUCAGAACUCAGCUUCUCAACCCCAAAUGGUGCAUCUGGUGCUAAACAUGGUGCAUCGACUGGCUCAGAAAUUCGCCGUUCGACCACAAAUGGUGCAUCUGAUCUCCCAACAUCGACUGUCUCGAAAUUGUACGACUAUACUCCAUACAGUCCAUCAAACCCUCCAUAUGGUGCAUCGAUUGUUCCAGAUGUUAGCCAAUAUACUUCGUACGAUCGGACGAACUUUCCAUUUGGUUCAUCGACUAUUCCAAAACUUAGGCUCUCGGCUCUAGACAGUGCAUCUGGUACCAAACAUGGUGCAUCGACUAUUUCACAAGCUGACUUCUCAACACCAAAUGGUGCAUCUGAUACCCAACAUGGUGCAUCGACUGUCCCAGAACUCAGCCGUUCGACCACAAAUGGUGCAUCUGAUCUCCCAACAUCGACUGUCCCGAAAUUGUACGACUAUACUCCAUACAGUCCAUCAAUCCCUCCAUAUGGUGCAUCGAUUGUUCCAGAUGUCAGCGAGUAUCCUUCGAACGAUCUAAUGAACCUUCUACAUAACCCAUCGGCUCGUCUAGAAUGCAUCUUUUUGGCCCCAGCUCACCUUUUUGGUCUUUCGACCACAAAUGGUGCAUCUGGUACCCAACAUGGUGCAUCGACUGUUCCAGAAGUCAGCACCGCUCCCAAACGUUUCCACCGGAAAUCCAAGGAUUUCAGUUUCCUCAAAGACAACACCUCCUUUAUGUCCGCUUUAGGUCUGGAAAACGUCACAAAAAUCGUCGAGGACCCUCUGAAUCAACAAAAAAUCAAAAAUGGAAUUCUCGAGAAGCGUCGAGCCGCAAAACGACAGGAGGCGGGGCCAUCGAGUGGGCGGAGCUUGGAAAAAAAAGCGAGACGGGAUUAUGGAGAGAAUCUGCAGGAGAUUCAGUCGAAAUAUUCGAAAAAUUUGAAAAAUUUGACAAAACGAGUCAGGGAACUGGAAAUCGGACAGGCGGAUAAUGCUGAAAAAAUUGAGAAGCUGAAAAAUGAGGUUGAGACGCUGAAAAUCAAUAAUUUGGAAUUGGAGAAGAAAUUGGAGGAGGCGGAGCUUGACGAUGAUACUGUAGUGGUGAGAGAUGUAAAAGUGGAAGAAGAAGAGGAAGAGGAACCCGAUUGGAUGGUCGCAGAGUGGUGA